CAGUUUUUACAAACUACUACCACGGCCCAAGGCCUCACAGUCUGACCAUCAACAAUACCAACUUAUUUCUGAACCUCUCCGACGAACGUUCGUCCAUGGGAAAUCAGAGUGACGGUCCGUCGGCCCCCCCGCAUGAGGGGCGGGAAACCGCCGUCCUGAGUCUCAUGCUGAUGCUGGGCACCUUGUGGCUUGGUCACACGCUCUACCAGUUCAAGAAAAGCCCGUACCUCCAUCCUCGCGUCCGGGAAAUCCUUUCGGAUUGCGCGCUGCCGAUUUCUGUCCUCACCUUCUCUGUGAUCGGAUCGCACUUCUUCGAGGAAAUAAAAAUGUCCAAAUUUAACUACAAUCAGUCGGAGAGCUUGUUCGUCUUGGCCCCCGUGAAAGAUCUCUACCUCGGAUCGGUGAUGAGCGCGAUGGGUCUGGGUUUUCUGCUCUCUAUGCUGUUCUUCAUAGAGCAAAACAUCGUGGCCUCGCUCACCAACGCCCCAGAGAACAGGUUGGUGAAAGGGACGGCUUAUCACUGGGACCUCCUCCUGGUAGCAAUGAUCAACACGGGGCUGUCCAUCUUCGGGUUACCCUGGAUCCACGCCGCCUUUCCUCACUCGCCGAUGCACGUCCGAGCCCUGGCCUAUGUGGAGGAAAGAGUGGAGAACGGUCACAUCUACGAGACGAUUGUGAGCGUGAAGGAGACGCGCCUGACCACGUUGGUGGCCAACUCUCUGGUGGGCCUCUCCCUCCUCCUCCUCCCUUUCCCUCUCCAGCUCAUCCCGAAGCCCGUCCUGUACGGGCUUUUCCUCUACAUCGCCUUGACCUCCAUCGACGGGAACCAGCUGUUUGAGAGGGUGGCCCUUCUGCUCAAGGAACAGACGGCCUACCCUCCGACGCAUUACAUCCGCCGAGUGCCCCAAAGGAAGAUCCACUAUUUCACUGGCCUCCAGGUCCUUCAGCUCCUCAUUCUCUGCAGCUUCGGGAUGUCCCCUCUGCCCUACAUGAAGAUGAUUUUCCCCCUCAUUAUGAUUGGAAUGAUCCCGAUCAGAUACAACCUGCUUCCCAGCAUCAUCGAAGCGAAAUAUUUAGACGCCAUGGACGCCGAACACUAACCGCGCGACCAUUUCCAUCCUGGCGACGUUUUGGUCUUCCGGAUCAGAAAGGGAGCUGCCUGAGAGACCGACCCCGAAUCGCUCUUUUGGACGUUGGUUUCCUUCUGCGACCUUUGUUUUCUACUGCACUACAACUCCUACCCAAAUUCCUGACUCCAUUGACCGACCAAGUGCCGCUGCCCCCUCCCCCGGUUUCAGGGUGUGAGGAGGAGGGAGGGGAAGAGGCACAAGCGAGGAGCGAGGAAACCUCUCCCCUCUUUUAUAGACGGAUCGCUAGAAAACGCUCUGGGUCCCUUUUUUUUCGUUGGACGUGAAUUCUAUGCAAAUUUCGGGAGCUUCGUCGUUCGGCCUCUCGUGGUCCUUGGACGUCUGUCGUCUUCUGAACGAGACAUCCUCCCCCCCCUUGUCCUCCCCGAACAAGGAGGUUGCCGGGAAACACCAAGAUGUCCUCCCCGUGGAAUUUUCACCCUCUCGUUCCAUCGGGGGGCCACCUUCGCACGCGGCGAGGGUGCGGAAGCGCGUUUCGGCGGAACCCAGAACCCCGCCGUAGGAAAACAAGACUUGCUUCGGAAGCUGCUUUCCGUACCGCCGCGGUGACUUGGCCUGGCAGCUUCUCCUCCGACGUGCAUUAUGACUUGAGCCUCUCUCUCUUUGGCCUCGGGUAUCAAGUACUAACUUCCCUGUACAUAAUAUAUAUAGCGGAUCUCGAUUUUCUGUAUAUAUUUUGCAUAUCAAUACCGUAUCCCUGGGUAUCCGAUGCCUGUUUUUUUUCCAGGGACUAAAAAGGAGUUUUGUGCAAUCAGUGUUAACUCGUACUGUAACCCCCCUCGUUCUUUUAUCCCCCCCCUUUUUUUUUAUUCUUACAGACUGCUGUUUUGUGUUAUUUUUCUGUCUCUCCUUGUUUACAUGGAUUGCUGACAUGAAUUUGGGGUGGGGGGGGAUUGUUGGUUCUGGCCUUUAAUUCCCAUCUCUCGGGAUUGCUGCUGGCGUUGGAAAAUGGUGGGAUUUUGGGACGGGUGGGGGGGAUAUUUGAUUGCCGUGGGCCAGCUUUUCACAGCUUGGUGCCUUUCCAGUGGGCUUGAGGGGAGGAGGGUUCGAUUCCCAUCGUCCACAGUUGGCCCAGGAGAAUGGGAGCUUCAGCUCGAGAACCAUCCAGAGAAGGUUUUUUUAAUUCCGAAAAAAGGGUUACCAAAAAUCUGAUCUCGUUGCUUUUUUUUUUUUUGUUUUGGAAUUUCUAUCGUGGGCUUCCCUGUUUUCUCCCCUCCUCCCCACGAAAUUGUAUUUCUGGAAUGAUGUUCAAAAGUUUGUAAUUUUCUCCGGAUUAUCCCUAGUUUAUGCAUGGGGCUGUUUUGUCCCCUUCGACUCUCCUCCUGAAGCCUGCCAAAAGAAAGAAAAGACAUGUUAUAUUUGA
This is a messenger RNA of Thamnophis elegans (Western terrestrial garter snake), 2511 nucleotides long. Its product is annotated as sodium bicarbonate transporter-like protein 11. Lineage: Eukaryota; Metazoa; Chordata; Lepidosauria; Squamata; Natricidae. Gene Ontology annotation, molecular function: solute:inorganic anion antiporter activity. The record is from RefSeq and is a predicted model, not a curated record. The coding region runs from base 96 to 1100 and encodes 334 amino acids. Gene Ontology annotation, biological process: monoatomic anion transport; transmembrane transport; monoatomic ion homeostasis. Gene Ontology annotation, cellular component: basolateral plasma membrane; plasma membrane. The transcript has 7 exons.